ACGGAACGGCGUCGUGUUAAGUUCGUUAGAUAGUCAGAGCGCAAGGAAAACCCAAAUCCAGCUUGAGUCCCAGCCCCAAAGAGAAACUGCGGUCUUACGCCAAAGGCCCACAUAUAUCAUACACAUAUACACAAAACAAAGAGAAGUUAAAUAAAGGGCCGCGUUCAAGACGACGAGUGUUAUAAGUGCGCGUUUAAAAGCGGCAAAAGCAAGAGGCCAAAUAAAACCAAAAGCGAAAAAAACGACAAGCGACAAAACAACAAAUUACCAAAAAAAAAAAAAAAAAAAUAAACAACAACCAGGCGACAAAGCCAACAAAACGUACUUUCAACAGCAAUUAAAAAAAUUGUUUAGUGUGUAAAUCUGUGAAGAAGAAAGUUUUGGAUUUGGAGCGGCAAUUACGAAACCUGGGUUUCCGCCAGCCCAAGCAUUGUGCAUGAAGUGAAAAGCCCGGCCGAAAAGCAUAGCCGAGUCACAAUCCUCCCCCUUCCACCCCCCCCCACAAAGCCAUAGACAGCGCUACCAAAUGGGCCACCUGUCCACAUCGGAGCGUGUGUGCAGCACCACGCCAAUGCCCAGCACAGGUGAGGGUAGUCCCCCGCUGAUGACACGCCGCGCCAAGCUCAGCAGCGAGGUGCAGGCUCGUCGCGGUGAGGAUUCAUCGCCGGAGUCGGCGCCACGCCCCAAGCAGCAGCAGCAGCAGCAGCAGCAGCAACAACAGCCGAUGUCGGUAGGAGCACCGCCGUCGCCCAGGAAUAUCCCAAAGCAUCUGGUCAAUCACAUACCCAAGGAUCAAAUCAAUAUGGAGGAGUACACGCGCAAUUUCAAGGGCGACAAUAUCCUGGGCUGGCAGUUCAAGGCGCCGCUCAAAUGGGACAAAGUCAUACAGAUCUCCUUGCUGCACAUUGUCGCCGUCAUCUGUUUCAUCACCUAUCCGCUGAACGAGCUGCGCCUGAGCUCAACCCUCUGGUCCUUCUUUAUGGGCGGCGUGGCUGGCUUUGGCGUUACCGCGGGCGCCCAUCGCUUCUGGACACAUCGCAGCUACAAGGCCAACAAGAUCUUGAGGAGUCUGCUGAUGAUCAGCUAUUGUGUUGCUGGUCAGAACACCAUGUACGAUUGGGUGCGGGAUCAUCGGGUGCAUCACAAGUACUCGGAGACGGACGCCGAUCCGCAUAAUGCCAAUCGCGGCUUCUUCUUCUCGCACGUCGGCUGGCUGAUGAUGCUGAAGCAUCCGGAUGUCCUCCGCCGUGGCAGGCAAAUCGAUAUGAGCGACAUUGUUUCCGAUCCCGUUCUCCAAUUCCAUCAGAAGUACUUUGUGCUGCUGAAGACGCUGCUCUGCUUUGUGCUGCCCACUUUGGUGCCGGUCUAUUGCUGGAACGAGACCUGGUAUCAUGCCUUUGUGCAUCAGUGCAUAUUCCGCUAUGUGUUCAGCCUGAACUUCACCUGGUCCGUGAACAGUGCAGCUCAUCUGUGGGGCUCACGCCCAUACGACAAGCGCAUUAUGCCCAGCGAGAACAUCUAUGUCUCCAUCAUGGCCAUGGGCGAGGGCUGGCACAACUAUCACCAUGUCUUCCCCUGGGACUACAAAGCAGCCGAGCUGGGCGACUAUAAGGUGAACAUGACCACCAUGUUGUUGGACACAUUUCAAAGGAUUGGCUGGGCCUGGGACAUGAAGCAGCCCUCCAAGGAGCUGGUGCGUCGCACUCUGGAGAAAUACGGCGAUGGCACACACGCAUCACAGGUGGGCGUGGGUGCGGCAACUAUUGCUCCCGGUAGCACCCAGAUGAUUGGCCAUCUGCACUAUUCUGAGGUUCCGGAUCCCGACCUGGAGUACGAUGCCGAGUCGAGCAGCACCGAGAGCGCCAAGCUCGAUGAGAACGAGAACGAGAACGAGCGGCAGAAGAAGGCCACAAAAAAGUUGGCAGUUUAAUGGUUAACUGCAGCUAGAACCGAUUGUGAAUUACUAGUGUUUGCCGGUUUACUUAAGAGUGGGGCUCUUAAAUGUACAACAACAGAAAUGAGAAAAACAAAACAAACAAAAAAAAACAACAACAACAACAACAUCAUGAAAUGUUCUAAUAAUCUUAACAC
Messenger RNA from Drosophila novamexicana, 2091 nucleotides. RefSeq names its product acyl-CoA Delta(11) desaturase. Gene Ontology annotation, cellular component: endoplasmic reticulum membrane. NCBI's taxonomy places the organism in Eukaryota, Metazoa, Arthropoda, Insecta, Diptera, Drosophilidae. Gene Ontology annotation, molecular function: stearoyl-CoA 9-desaturase activity; iron ion binding. Gene Ontology annotation, biological process: unsaturated fatty acid biosynthetic process. The coding region runs from base 527 to 1930 and encodes 467 amino acids. The record is from RefSeq and is a predicted model, not a curated record. The transcript is spliced from 4 exons.